This is a messenger RNA of Momordica charantia (bitter melon), 2155 nucleotides long. Its product is annotated as integrin-linked protein kinase 1. Lineage: Eukaryota; Viridiplantae; Streptophyta; Magnoliopsida; Cucurbitales; Cucurbitaceae. Gene Ontology annotation, molecular function: protein binding; protein serine/threonine kinase activity; ATP binding. The record is from RefSeq and is a predicted model, not a curated record. Gene Ontology annotation, biological process: protein phosphorylation.
UCCUCUCUCUCUCCUCUCUGUAUUUGUUUGGGUUUCUCUCUGUCCUUCAACUUCCCGAACCUCCAUUAACAGCCAUUAGCCAUACCCUUUUUUCUCUCUACGUUUCCUCCGGAUCUCCCAUUUUCUCUCUCCUUGUUCCUCCUCCUCCUCUUCUUCUUCUUCCUCCUCCUCUUCUUCUUCUUCUUCUUCUUCUUUUUCUACUUUCAAUCUCAUAUGAUACCCAAAAUCAUUGCCCCCGCUCUGUUCUUUUCUUCUCCCUCUGUCCCUUAAUCCUCCUCCAUUUCUCGGCGUCGAGAGCUCCACGCCCCCACCAUCCCUCUUCUCCCAGCUCUCGAUCCGAAUCCACAAUCCCUAAUCCCUAAUUCCGGGAUUUUCUUGACCUAAUUCGACCACUGAUUUGAUUUUUGAUUUUUGAUUUUGUUGGGGGGCAAAAAUGGAGAACAUAGCGGCGCAAUUGAAGAGGGGAAUAUCGCGGCAGUUCUCGACGGGGUCGCUACGGCGGACGCUGAGCAGGCAGUUCACGAGGCAGUCGUCGCUUGACCCGAGGAGGAACAAUCUCCGCUUCAGCUUCGGGAGGCAGUCGUCGCUUGACCCCAUCCGCCGAUGUCCCGACGACGACAACGAGCUCUCGGUGCCGGAGAAUCUGGACUCCACCAUGCAGCUGCUGUUCAUGGCCUGCCGAGGUGACGUCAGGGGAGUCGAGGACUUGCUCAACGACGGCACCGACGUUAACAGCAUCGAUUUGGAUGGCCGCACUGCCCUCCAUAUCGCCGCCUGCGAAGGCCACGCCGACGUCGUCAAGCUCUUGCUCAGCCGUAAGGCCAAUCUCGACGCCAGAGAUCGCUGGGGGAGUACGGCAGCAGCAGAUGCAAAAUAUUAUGGAAAUACCGAAAUUUACAACAUUCUGAAGGCGCGUGGAGCGAAAGUUCCGAAAUUUAGGAAGACACCAAUGACAGUAGCUAAUCCUAGGGAAGUUCCAGAGUAUGAGCUUAAUCCAUUGGAGCUUCAGAUUCGAAGGAGUGAUGGUAUCUCGAAGGGGGCAUAUCAAGUUGCCAAAUGGAAUGGUACAAAAGUUGCAGUCAAGAUUCUUGAUAAAGAUUGCUACUGCAACCCGGAUUCUAUAAACGCAUUCAAACAUGAGUUGACAUUAUUGGAAAAGGUCCGACAUCCUAAUGUAGUUCAGUUUGUUGGAGCCGUUACCCAGAAUUUGCCCAUGAUGAUUGUUUCAGAAUACCAUCCAAAGGGUGAUUUAGGUUGCUAUCUUCAAAAAAAAGGACGUCUCUCUCCGUCUAAAGCUCUAAGAUUUGCCCUCGAUAUUGCUAGGGGAAUGAACUAUCUUCAUGAAUGCAAACCGGAUCCAAUUAUCCACUGUGAUUUAAAGCCAAAAAAUAUUUUGCUGGAUAAUGGAGGACAACUCAAGGUGGCUGGUUUUGGAUUGAUAAGAUUGUCAAAAAUUUCACCUGACAAAGCAAAGCUAGCUCAGCCAGUAAUGAUUGACAAUUCAAACUUGUACUUAGCACCUGAGAUUUACAACGAUGAAAUUUUUGCCAGAAGUGUCGAUGCAUUUUCGUUCGGUCUCAUUCUAUACGAGAUGGUUGAGGGUAUUCAGCCAUUCCAUCCCAAGCCUCCAGAAGAGGUUUCCAAAGCUAUUUGUGUAGAAGGAAAGAGACCUCCCUUUAAGGUCAAAUCAAAAAGUUAUCCACCUGAUCUAAAAGAGUUAAUCGAGGAAUGCUGGGAUCGGGAACCUGUCGUGAGGCCUACUUUCUCUGAAAUUAUUGUAAGGUUGGAUAAAAUAGUUGCCAACUGCUCAAAACAAGGAUGGUGGAAAGAUACGUUCAAGCUCCCCUGGAAAUAAGAAGGUAUAUAGGGAACUCAACCCACUGUCUUCAGAAGGGGGCAAAGUGAUUAGGAAUGAAGGAGACAAAACUCAGAACAUGGGGGAAAGCUUCAUUGUUGAGAUUAAGAACACCAUUAAUGAUAUUCAAAGCUUUUUUCUUAGGCUUUUUAUUGUUAUUUUUCCUUUUUUUCCCCCCUCUCUCUCUCUUCUCCUCUUUUCCAAUGUAAAGAGAGAAUAUCAUUUGUUCCAAAUUAAUAAUGUAUUUUACUGCUAGUGAGGAAACUUUACUUGCAAUUUAACCAACUCUAUUUGGACACA